Molecule: messenger RNA, 2047 nt
Organism: Arvicola amphibius (Eurasian water vole)
Lineage: Eukaryota; Metazoa; Chordata; Mammalia; Rodentia; Cricetidae
Gene: Gnao1
Product: G protein subunit alpha o1
Exons: 8
Coding region: 45-1109 (354 amino acids)
Biological process (GO): adenylate cyclase-modulating G protein-coupled receptor signaling pathway; G protein-coupled dopamine receptor signaling pathway
Cellular component (GO): heterotrimeric G-protein complex
Molecular function (GO): mu-type opioid receptor binding; corticotropin-releasing hormone receptor 1 binding; GTPase activity
Source: RefSeq, a predicted model, not a curated record
CGUGCCAGCCGAGUCGUGCGGGCUGUGGCAGGGAAGGGGCCACCAUGGGAUGUACUCUGAGCGCAGAGGAGAGAGCCGCCCUCGAGCGGAGCAAGGCGAUUGAGAAAAACCUCAAAGAAGAUGGCAUCAGCGCCGCCAAAGACGUGAAAUUACUCCUGCUGGGGGCUGGAGAAUCAGGAAAAAGCACCAUUGUGAAGCAAAUGAAGAUCAUCCAUGAAGAUGGCUUCUCUGGAGAAGACGUAAAGCAGUACAAGCCUGUUGUCUACAGCAACACCAUCCAGUCUCUGGCAGCCAUUGUCCGGGCCAUGGAUACUUUGGGCGUGGAGUAUGGUGAUAAGGAGAGAAAGGCAGACUCCAAGAUGGUGUGUGAUGUGGUGAGCCGUAUGGAAGACACUGAACCCUUCUCUGCAGAACUGCUUUCUGCCAUGAUGCGACUCUGGGGUGACUCAGGGAUCCAGGAGUGCUUCAACCGAUCUCGGGAGUAUCAGCUCAACGAUUCUGCCAAAUACUACCUGGACAGCCUGGAUCGGAUUGGAGCCGCUGACUACCAGCCCACUGAGCAGGACAUCCUCCGAACCAGGGUCAAAACCACCGGCAUCGUAGAAACCCACUUCACAUUCAAGAACCUCCACUUCAGGCUGUUUGACGUUGGGGGCCAGCGAUCUGAACGCAAGAAGUGGAUCCACUGCUUCGAGGAUGUCACGGCCAUCAUCUUCUGUGUCGCACUCAGCGGCUAUGACCAGGUGCUCCACGAGGACGAAACCACGAACCGCAUGCAUGAAUCCCUGAAGCUUUUUGACAGCAUUUGCAACAACAAGUGGUUCACAGACACAUCCAUCAUCCUGUUUCUCAACAAGAAGGACAUAUUUGAGGAGAAGAUCACGAAGUCCCCAUUGACCAUCUGCUUUCCUGAAUACACAGGCCCCAGUGCCUUCCCAGAAGCUGUGGCUCACAUCCAGGGGCAGUAUGAGAGUAAGAAUAAAUCAGCUCACAAGGAAAUCUACACCCAUGUCACCUGUGCCACGGACACCAACAACAUCCAGUUUGUCUUUGAUGCUGUGACGGACGUCAUCAUCGCCAAAAAUCUGCGGGGCUGUGGACUCUACUGAGCCCUGGCCUCCUGCCCAGCCUGCUGCUCACUUCUCCCCUGGUCCAGAGCUCUGCCACCACUAGGAUGCUCUGUGCACUGAAGAAAAUCCCAGAGGCUGUCCCUGGGGGAGGAGGCGGCAUCCUUUGAGCAGCCCCACCCUACCCCACUCUGGCUGCAUGACACAUGGGAACAGGGUUGGGCAGAGGUGUGGAGCACCACGCACAAGGCCAGGAAAUGCUUCCCACCACCUGGAUGUUGCUCGCCGGCCAACCAUGUCUCUUUAGGUGUUUUACUCUGAGCCUGAGUGAGCAACGCUGCCAUCUGGUUCAGAAUGGUCAUUUCCUGUCCUGUAUCUGUGCCUCCUAUUCAAAGUCCUGUGUCUCUUUUUCACCUAGGUGAUAGGGUGGCUUGCAGGAUGGCCCUGUGACAGGUGCUGGCUGAUACGGGGACAGUAGAUGCCAUCUCUCAGCUUUCCUUAGGGUCUGUUUGGUAGAGGGCAGUUCUGUCGCCAAACACCAACACAUAAUCAAGCCACUUUUGGGGUGCAAAGACUCAGACGUUGGGGAGGGCUUUCCUCAUUCACCUUGGAUCUUGGCCCUUCUCUGCCUUGCCCUUAGAAUCCCCAGAAAACUCAGCCCUGACUCCCAUGAACCUGGGAUUAUUCCUUAAGACUGGGCAGUUACAAAAGAGCCUUGGUGGGGAAACAACACCUGUGCCCUAGAAGUUAGGGUGGGGAGGAGAAUGGAGGGGGCAGGCAGCUCUUUCCUGCACAGGUUGAUUUAAGUCCUGAAAGAGCUAUCUGCUGGUUCUGCUCAUACAGGCUCAGCUGCCCUUUUCUUCAAGUCUCAGCCAGAGUAAGCAAGCUUGGGACUGGAAGCUCUUCAGGCAAGCACAGGAGACUGAGCCCUGAAGCCAGUGUCCUGCUUUUCUCCACCUUGGUCAGGAAGGCAGGAAACC